This is a messenger RNA of Paramecium sonneborni, 2199 nucleotides long. Lineage: Eukaryota; Ciliophora; Oligohymenophorea; Peniculida; Parameciidae. The record is from the annotation of a GenBank genome assembly.
AUGUUUUCCUGUGGAUUAAAUCGAAAAAUAGUGUAUUCUAAAUUUUUUGGUAUAUUCACAUCAGCGGAUAAUAAUGGUAAUAGAAAUUGAAGAUAUAUAGAUUGGUACUAGAUAUCAUGGAGCUCAAACACUUAUGGAGUUGAUAAUACUUGUAGUCCAUCAUAAAGUAUAAUUUAUUUAGAUAAUUCCCCCUAUUUAAAAAAUUGUGUGAUUUAUAAGACCUUUAUACUUGAACCUCAUUAUAAGGUUUACUUGUAAUUUUAAUUUUGGAGGUAUAGAAUUACAUUUAAUUUUGAAUAGAAUCGAUUUGUGGAAUAAUAACCUAUUUACAACAUAUGCUGAUCUAAAGAUUAAAUAUUAACAAAGUUUCUCUAACUUGGAUACAAUAACAAAUUUUUGUUAUGAUAGUGAAAAUGAUGAAGUUAAAAAUAUAAUUUUAUCUUUUUCACAUAACACUCCUACUUUAAUGAUAAUAUUUAAAGGAGAUGGAAGUCGAUGGGGGAUAUCAAAUAUCUAAUUAGAAAUAGAUGAAUGUUCUAUUGGCUGUGAUUCAUGUAGUUAAAGUUAAUGCUUUGAUUAAAAACUGGUUCCAAUUUUAAUAGAUUGGACUACUAUAGAAAUCCCACCUCUAUUUUAAAGUUGUGGAGGUAUAUAAUAUUAAUUUUUAGGAUAUCAAUUCCAAUUUACUUAUGGGAAUUUUAUGUAAAUAGAAAUUGACUUAGAUCCACACAAUAUUAUUAAUUUAACUAUUAAAUUCUAAAUUGGGAAUGCAGAUAAUCCAACUUUAACGGUAAAAAUCGAUAAUCAAUUAGUAACGACUACAUAAUAAUUUUCAGAUAGAGUAAGUGAUGCACUAUUUUUCUGUCAUUAAAAUUAAAUUUUAGAAAUGAAUAUUGUUGAUUAUGAUCAUACAAAUCCUACUAUAAAAUUUCGUAUUGAUGCUAUAAUGAUAUAGUAUGAUCCAAUGUCUGGCAUGCCUUACUUUGGAAUAUCAGACUUUUAGUUAUUCGUUAAAACUAAAAUAAAAUAAAAAGAUUCAGAUUUAGGAAUGCCUUUUGAAGGAUGUUUAUUGAGUAAACCUGAAUUGGUUGAAGGUUGUACUUUUUGUGUUAGAAAUAUAUGUUUAUUUUGUGAUGAAGGUUGGAUAUAUAUAGAAUAAGACUAGAAAUGUUCACCUAUUUGUGGUGAUUUAAAAUUAGUUUAAAAUGAAGAAUGUGAUGAUUCAAACUUAAAUCCUUAUGAUGGUUGUCAUAAUUGUAAAUAUUCUUGUCCACAAUUUUGUUUGUAAUGUUUAAAAGGAAAAUGUAGAGAAUGUUAAUUUCCAAGGAUAUUAAUUAAUGGAUUAUGCCAUUUAGAAUGUGAUUAAGUAUUAACUAAUUCUGUCUAAUAAAAGUACUUAGGAUGUGGCUUUGAAUAUCUGUAAAUAAAUGGUUAUUACUAACAUACAUUAUUAAAUAACAAGGAUAAUUAAUAAUUCUUACUUUAUGAAUUUUUAGAUUGCAACCCUCAAAGUUAUGGAAUAAUGGGAUAUUAUUAUAAUUAAUGUAAUAUUCAAUAUAUUGAAUAAUGCAAAAAAUAGUAAUGGAACAUCUGUCUUGAAUGUGAGGAUCAUUAUUAAUUAUCUUUUAAUAAAUAAUAUUGUGUAUCAAAAUGUAAUGAUGAAUAUAUAGAAGACUUUGAGGUCUGUGAUGAUAAUAACAAUAUUUAAUUUGAUAGUUGUUAUAAAUGUUAACCAAGUUGUCAAUUAGAAUGUUUAAAUUGUGUAUAUGGAAAAUGCUUAUAUUGUAGAGAAGGAUGGUAUCUAAUUGAUUAAUAAUGUUAAUCAAUUUGUGGAGAUGGAAUUGUAGUACCAUUUGAAUAAUGUGAUGAUGGAAAUUUAGACAUUGGAGAUGGAUGCUUUUAAUGUCAAACUGAAUGUUUUUAUUGUGAAAUAUGCAAUUAUAAAAAUUAAUGUUAAAUUUGUUAGGAACAUUUCCAUUUAGUUUAAGAUAUCUGUUUACCUAUUUGUGGAGAUAAUUAUGUAGAACUUGGUUUAGAAGAAUGUGAUGAUGGUAAUGAAGUUUAGUAUGAUGGUUGUUUUAAUUGUUAAUUAGAAUGCACUUUUGGUUGUCAAAUAUGCAAUGCUGGGUAAUGUUUAGAUGUAUGUUAAAUUGGGGAAUAAAAUAUUAAUGGCCAAUGUAUUAAAGUAAAUAGUAAUGA